This is a messenger RNA of Prosopis cineraria, 1618 nucleotides long. RefSeq names its product protein ABCI12, chloroplastic. The transcript has 8 exons. The coding region runs from base 260 to 1414 and encodes 384 amino acids. NCBI's taxonomy places the organism in Eukaryota, Viridiplantae, Streptophyta, Magnoliopsida, Fabales, Fabaceae. Gene Ontology annotation, cellular component: chloroplast. The record is from RefSeq and is a predicted model, not a curated record.
AAAAAAGAAUAUCACAAUCCGCUUGGUCGAAUAUUUGUUGUCUGAUAAGAUUUGUACCGGUUUUCAUGGGAACUCUCAGCCGCGGACACAAGCACGCUAACAAGGAAGCAUGAAACAUUGAAACUAUGCAUCAAAGCGUUCUCUGGGAAACGAUCAAUUGCACCACGAAAUACGAAUCAUAGAGAUUGCCAGAUUGGAGUAUCGCGACACACUUUGUCUUCAUUUCAUUUCCCUCUCCUUUACAGUUCGACCCUCACCCAUGAACUGUAAGCAUGGGGCUUUUCUUUUGGUCGCUUCUCCAUCGUCUCUACCUCUGAGUUCUGGUCCUAAGUCUGUAACUUUCCCAAAAUUUCGCCCAACCCCUUGUGCAUUCCUUCAGAGGAAAGCGACCCGUUGGCUGGUGAAGAAGGCGAGCCUUCAAAUUAGAGCUUUGGCUGGUGAUAAUGGUCACACAGCAGAUUGGUCUAAGUGGGUACCCCCCAGCGCUCUCGCUGCUGAUAAAGUUCUCAGAUUGAUUGCAGGUGCCACAGCUAGCCCCAUUGGUCAGCACAUAGCUUCACCCACUACGUUUCUCCAUUCUGUAGACCCUCGAAUCAAAUUGGUGUGGCUUGUGGCUCUGGUUGUUCUGCCAGCAAGAUCACAUAUAGUUAUGAGAUUUGGAUUAGUUAUAUAUUUGACUCUGCUAUCAAUUUGGACUCUACCAAAAGAUGUUUGGAUGGAUCAAUUGGGAAGAGUGUAUUUGCUCUCAGGAUUGUUAUUCAUAAUGUUAGGGCUUGGUUCAGAUGGUGUUCCCCCCCUUGUCCAGUCGAGAACCCCACCACCUGCCAUGAUGGGGCUUCCUGAUCUUCCUGUAUCUUUAAGAGGUUAUUCUUACGUAAUCAUGAAGUUAGGCCCACUAACUUUUACAAGGAAAGGCUUAUCUGUUGCAAGCACCGCUGCAUGUUUAACUUUCAUUGUAUUUCAAAGCGCGAGCCUCUGCCUGGCAACCACAACCCCAGAACAACUAGCUUUUGCUCUGCGAUGGUUUUUGCUCCCUCUAAGACACAUAGGUGUCUCUGUUUCAGAAAUUGUGCUUACCCUUUUGCUCUCAUUGAGGUUUGUUAGUCUCGUUUUUGAUGAGGUCAGGAAUGUUGCUUUGGGGAUUAUAUCUCGAAGGAUAAAUUGGCAACAGCUAACUGUUAUGGAGACAAUUGAUAUUUUUUUUAACUACUUCCGGCGCAUAUUCAAAAAUAUCUUCAGCCAUGCAGAGCAAAUUUCUCAGGCUAUGAUAGUCAGAGGAUUUAAAGGGGACAGUGGCUCUCAUAAAAUUUACUUCCUGUCUGAAUCAUCUUUCGGCACAGCAGAUAUCGUAUCACUGUUGAGCUUGACAGUCCUCAUCGGAGCAGCCUUCCUGUCUGAGUGCUACCUUAUCUAGUAUACCAGGUGGAAAAUAAUAAUGGAGUCCCUUGUGGCAGGAGACAGAGCCAUCCUAUUUAAUUAUAAAGUUUCCGUAUGAAGAUAUUAAUUAAAACUUAUAGAUGACCAGAUAAAUUUGGAUUAGCACUUUCUUUCUCAAAACUUUGUUGUAGGUAAAUUUAUUCAAUUAUUUAUUUGAUAUAUAUGAUAGUCUUUCUGUGCA